Molecule: messenger RNA, 2876 nt
Organism: Penaeus indicus
Lineage: Eukaryota; Metazoa; Arthropoda; Malacostraca; Decapoda; Penaeidae
Product: probable ATP-dependent RNA helicase DDX23
Exons: 4
Coding region: 30-2456 (808 amino acids)
Biological process (GO): mRNA splicing, via spliceosome
Cellular component (GO): catalytic step 2 spliceosome
Molecular function (GO): RNA helicase activity; ATP binding; RNA binding
Source: RefSeq, a predicted model, not a curated record
ACAAUUAUAACUUUUUCAGAUCAUCCAUCAUGGAUGAGGACACGGGGCUAAGGUCCCACCGUCGAGACCGAAAGGAGAGGAAGGAGAAGGAAAGACGAGACCGAGACCGCGAUCGGGACCGUGACCGCGGAGACAGAGACAGGGAGAGGGACAGGGGAGACCGAGGAGACCGAGGAGACCGAGACAAGGACCGGGAUCAUUACCGGGAGAGGGAAAAAGAUAGGGCCAGCGAGAGGGACAGAGAUUAUGAUAGAGACAGAGAGCGCAACAGAGACAGAGAAAAGGGACGAGACAGAGACCGCGAAAAGGACCGAGGGGAUAAGAGGAAGAGGUCGCCAGACGCUAGAGCCAAAGAGGAGCUCAAAGUAGAAGAGGACGAUGAAAAGGACAGAGCUGAGGAGAAAGAGAAGAAAAUCAAGAAGGAACCACUCUCCCUCGAAGAAAUGGUUGCCCGGAAGAGGGCUGAGGAGGAGGCUCUCAGUCGACCCAAAUUCCUGUCCAAGGCAGAGAGAGCAGCUGAAGCACUGAAGCGACGUCAGGAGGAGGUUGAGGAGAUGCGGAAGAGACAGGACGAUGAACGGAAGAGUCGCGAACAGAUGUACCAAGAAGGGCGGCGUGAGCUGGAGCAGGCCCUCCGACAGGAAGACCCUCGGGAACGUGACCGCCACAGGAGAGACCGUGAGCCCCGAGAGAACAAGGAAGACCUGGAGUUGGAGAAGAAGAAGCAGUUAGAGAGGGAUGCGGUCAACGAGAGGUACUUGGGCAUCGUAAAGAAGAAGAAGAAGGUCCGCAGGCUGAACGACCGUAAGUUCGUCUUCGACUGGGAUGCCGGCGAGGACACGUCGGUGGACUACAAUGAGCUCUACAUUAACAAGCAUCUCGUGCACUUUUUCGGCCGGGGACACUUCGGAGGGUUGGAUCUGAAGGAGCAGAAGAAGGUGCAGUCGAAGUUCUAUGGGAAUUACAUCGAGCAUCGCCGCACUCAGGCCGACAAGGACCAGGAGAUCAUCCGCAUGAAGAAGGAGCAGAAGAAGGAAGAUAAGAAGAGAUGGGACGACCGGCACUGGAGCGAGAAAGUUCCAGAACAGAUGACGGAGCGAGAUUGGCGUAUUUUCAGGGAGGAUUACAAUAUUGCUAUUAAGGGUGGGCGCAUUCCCAACCCCAUCAGAAAGUGGUCUGAAUCCAACAUAAAGAAAGAAAUCCUGGAUAUCAUUUCCAGUGUGGGGUACACAGAUCCUACGCCCAUUCAGCGGCAGGCCAUCCCCAUUGGCCUGCAGAAUCGAGAUAUCAUUGGUGUGGCCGAGACGGGUUCGGGUAAGACUUUAGCCUUCCUCAUCCCUCUCCUGGAAUGGAUUCAGUCUUUGCCAAAGAUUGCUCGCCUGGAGGAUGCGGAUCAGGGUCCGUACGCCCUGGUUCUGGCCCCUACGCGUGAGUUGGCGCAACAGAUUGAGGAGGAAACAACGAAGUUUGGUGGGCCGCUGGGUAUACGUACUGUUGCUGUCAUUGGUGGUUUGUCUCGAGAAGAGCAGGGCAUGAAGUUGCGAAUGGGUUGUGAGAUCGUUAUUGCCACGCCAGGUCGUCUUGUGGACGUGCUAGAAAACCGGUAUCUCGUGCUGAACCAGUGUACAUAUGUUGUGUUUGAUGAGGCCGACAAAAUGAUUGACAUGGGUUUCGAGCCAGACGUCCAGAAAAUCCUUAAAUUCAUGCCAGUAACCAACGAGAAACCGGAUAACGACGAUGCAGAAGACGAGGAUAAAUUGCUUCAGAAUUUCCUCUCCAAGCACAAAUACAGACAAACUGUCAUGUUUACCGCUACUAUGCCUCCCGCGGUAGAGAGGAUGGCAAGGCAGUACCUGCGUCGACCGGCCUACGUAUACAUUGGUUCGGUGGGCAAGCCUGUGGAGCGCGUGGAACAGAUCGUGUACAUGGUCAGCGAACAGGAGAAGCGCAAGAAGCUGCUCGACAUCCUGAAGCGCGGUAUCACUCCUCCAGUGCUGAUCUUCGUCAACCAGAAGAAGGGCGCGGACGUCUUAGCUCGAGGUCUGGAGAAGCUGGGAUACAACGCGACCACACUCCACGGAGGAAAGGGACAGGAGCAGCGUGAGCACGCCUUGGCCAACCUCAAGUCCGGUGCCAAGGAUAUCCUGGUGGCCACCGACGUCGCCGGUCGAGGUAUCGAUAUCAAGGACGUGUCGCUGGUCAUUAACUACGACAUGGCCAAGAACAUCGAAGAUUAUACCCACAGAAUCGGUAGGACGGGUCGUGCUGGUAAGCAUGGCAAGGCUAUUUCCUUCCUGACCAAAGACGAUUCGCACCUCUUCUACGACCUGAAACAGUUGAUACUGACCUCCCCCGUGUCCACCUGCCCGCCGGAGCUGGCUAACCACUCCGAGGCGCAACACAAGCCUGGUACGGUUAUGACCAAGAAACGAAGAGAAGAGAAGAUAUUUGCCUAACCCAUAGUUUUUAUGAAAUAUUUGUUUCACAAUAAUAACUCCAAAGCUGUAUUGUUUAUACAGUGUUCGUUUUGUUGUGGAAAAACAUAACCAGUAUAUUUCGUAUAUAUUUUGGUAGAAAAUAUUCUAAGGAAAUGUGAAUCAACAAACAGAAGUAGGGCAGUUGUGGUAUUGUGGUAUAUUUGUAUCUUGAUACGAAUGUUGUUUUUUGUCAUAAAUUAUAUAAAACGAAUAUUAAGGUGAACUCCGUUACGUAACAUUUGUACUGUAUACUUGAUAGAGUUUAAGUUUAUAUAUACCAGUAAACCCUGAUCAGGAUUAGUUAUAUUUUAAGAUUGUCAAGUAUAUCUCGGCUGUAUUUCGUACCACACUCGCAAAGAAUUGAUACAUUGAUACCAAUAAAAUAUUUAUAAAGCUCAA